AUGUCAUCAGCGCUUCUUCGCACCACGCCCGUUGUGAGGGCCGGCCUGCGUGCCGCUAAGCCCAUGGCCAUGGCUAGCACAAGCUUCGUCCGUGGCAAGGCCACUCUGCCUGAUCUUCCCUACGAUUAUGCCGCUCUCGAGCCCUUCAUCUCCGGCCAGAUCAUGGAGCUCCAUCAUUCCAAGCACCACCAAACCUAUGUGAACAGCUUCAAUGCCGCCAGCGAGGUGCUUGCUGAGGCCCUUUCCACGAACGACACCAAAGCGGCCGCUGCUCAAGGUCCUCUUCUGAACUUCCACGGUGGUGGCCACGUUAACCACUCCCUUUUCUGGGAGAACCUGGCCCCCAAUGGAAAGGGCGGUGGUGGUGAGCCCGAGGGUAAACUUUUGACCGCCAUCAAUGAAGAUUUCGGGUCGUUCGAAAACUUGAAGAAGCAGACCAACGCGACUCUUGCUGGCAUCCAAGGCUCUGGCUGGGCCUGGCUCGUCAAAGACAAGACCUCGGGCACACUGUCUCUUGUUACUCGUGCCAACCAGGAUCCCGUCGUUGGCAACUUUGAGCCUCUCCUGGGUAUUGACGCCUGGGAGCAUGCUUACUACUUGCAGUACCAGAAUCGCAAGGCUGAGUAUUUCAGUGCCAUCUGGGAGGUCAUCAACUGGAGCACGGUUUCCAAGCGGUUUGAAAAAUGA
Messenger RNA from Metarhizium brunneum ARSEF 3297, 687 nucleotides. RefSeq names its product Superoxide dismutase (gene SOD2). Lineage: Eukaryota; Fungi; Ascomycota; Sordariomycetes; Hypocreales; Clavicipitaceae. The record is from RefSeq and is a predicted model, not a curated record. Gene Ontology annotation, molecular function: superoxide dismutase activity; metal ion binding. Gene Ontology annotation, biological process: superoxide metabolic process. Gene Ontology annotation, cellular component: mitochondrion.